AUGGCGGGUUCCGAGUCUGCGAAUGGCCUCGAGUUCAUGCAGCCUGGGCAAAAGCGGCCGGCCAAGUUAUUCCACAAGAAGUCGAGGACGGGGUGUCAGCGAUGUAGGGCCCGUCGAGUCAAGUGCGAUGAAGCAAAACCAAUCUGCUCAAACUGCACCCGUCUCAGCCUAACCUGCGUCUACGACCGCAUCAAGCCCGACCAGUCUGACCCUUCACCACCCUCCUCCUCCAAAGACCAAAACACCAACUUCAACCCAGAAAGCAUCAUCGACCCCCCCGAGUCCGAAGCCCGGCGCAAGCUAGAACUCUCCCUCUUCUACCAGUACUUCUCCGAAACAGGGCCCUCCAUCUCCGUAGACGAAUCCUCCCACCCCUUCUGGGUAGACAUCGUCUCCCAGCUCGCCUUCAAGUGCAAUGCCCUCCUCUACUCCCUGUUCCUGCUGUCCGCGCUGCACCGCACCAAGAAGUCCAACUACACGGACAAGGAGUCCCUCAACCACAGCAGCACCUACCUCAACAUGACCCUCCGCGAACUCAACCGCGAGAUCGAGCACCUCUCGUCCGAAAAUGUGGACGCCGUCUGCCUCACCGCCAGCAUGCUCCGCAUCUACACCUUUGUGCGCCUCCAGGACCGCGACCUCGACUCCUACGUGCCGCCGACGUCGUGGCUCCGCAUGACGGGCACCAGCAGCGCCGUGUUCCGCCAGUCGGCCGAGAUCACGGCCAUGAACCCCAACUCGGUGGGCAUGCAGAUGAUCGACCUGGUGACGCACCUGCUCGACGAGGAGGAGGAGCGCCUCCACACAAGGGGCCUCCUCCACUUGAUGCGGCGCCAGGACGCACACGAGCUGCAGGAGUCGUGGGACGAAGACGUCCAGGACGCCUAUCUCUCGACGCUAAAUUACAUCGGAGGUAUUUGGAAGGCCAUGCAGGACCGUCAACCCCCCGGCAGCGUGGCAAGGCGUCUCAUCGUGUUCCCGCUCUUCGUCAACACCCGCUUCGUCGACAUGGUGGACGAGAAGAGGUCUAGGGCCCUGGUCAUCAUGGCGCACUACUUUGCCUUGCUGGCCAUGUUGCGAGGCUUUUGGUGGGUGGGUGACGCGGGGCCGAGGGAGGUUCGCGCCAUUGUCAAGGAGUUGCCGUUGGAGUGGCAGCCGAGUUUGGCUUGGCCCUUGGAGAUAUUGAAGGAUCAGAUUGUCUUUACCCAUGAUAUGGAGGUGGAUAAGUUGUCAGAGUAUGCCGCUGGGCUAAAGUUGCAGAUUUGA
This is a messenger RNA of Pochonia chlamydosporia 170, 1266 nucleotides long. Its product is annotated as C6 finger domain-containing protein. The transcript is spliced from 2 exons. The coding region runs from base 1 to 1266 and encodes 421 amino acids. The record is from RefSeq and is a predicted model, not a curated record. NCBI's taxonomy places the organism in Eukaryota, Fungi, Ascomycota, Sordariomycetes, Hypocreales, Clavicipitaceae. Gene Ontology annotation, biological process: regulation of transcription by RNA polymerase II. Gene Ontology annotation, molecular function: zinc ion binding; DNA-binding transcription activator activity, RNA polymerase II-specific.